CAGCCGCACCAAUACACCAACACCUGCAGCAUUGCUAGCCUAGAGAGAGAAAGAGUUUAGUUUCUAGAGUGAGAAGCAUGCCCAAAAGUUCUAAAAAUAGAAAAAAGAGAAGUUUUGAGUGCUCUAGAGAGAGAAAGCUUAUUGAUACAUUUCUUUAGUACUAGAAGAUCAAUGUGGUUCUAGCUUUAGGGAUCAGGAUAUUAAAAAAAAGUUUGCAAGUGGGGGAGAGAUAAAGAGAGAGAGAGAGAGAGAGAGAGAGAGCAUUGGUUUUUUUAAAGUAUUCAUUUAUUUUUCCUGGGUUUUAAAUUUGGAAACCCAAAAGUUAAUUUGUUGUUAUAUUAGACAACAGCAAAAGUUUUUUUUUUGUUUUAUAUGGAGAGGGGUUGGUAGGAGCAACAUAAGAGGGGGGAGAGAGAGAGGACAGAGAGAGGAGAGAGAGAGGGAGAGAAAUGGUGGGCUCAAGCAAUGCAGAAGAGAAUCAGCAAGAUGGGAAUGAUUAUCUCUACAAUGCACUGUGGCGUGCAUGCGCCGGCCCUUUAGUAUCAAUUCCUUGUAUUGAUGAUAAAGUUUUCUACUUCCCUCAAGGCCACAUUGAGGAGAUUGCUGCUCAUUCAAGUAGAGAUGGCGAUAGGCAACUUCCCAAUUAUGAUUUGCCUUCUAAGAUAUUAUGUAGAGUUGUAAAUGUUGAGCUCCAGGCAGAACGCGACACUGAUGAAGUGGUUGCUCACGUGACUUUGAUUCCUCAAUCAGAGCAGGAUGAGAGCACAUCUGAGAGGGAAACAGUACAGGUUUCAGCAGCUCCUCAACAAACUGUAGUGUCGUUUUGUAAAAUCCUGACAGCCUCUGAUACUAGUACACAUGGAGGAUUCUCGGUUUUAAAGCGACACGCAGAUGAGUGCCUUCCUCAGCUGGAUAUGACUCAGAACCCCCCGGCACAAGAGUUGGUAGCUAAGGAUUUCCAUGGGACAAGGUGGGGCUUCCGUCAUAUUUAUCGCGGCCAACCAAAAAGGCACUUGAUUACAACUGGCUGGAGUACAUUUGUGAACUCAAAGAAACUUGCUGCUGGGGAUGCUUUCAUUCUCAUCAGAGGUGAGAACGGGGAACUACGUGUUGGAGUUCGUCGUGCACUGAAGCGACAAAGCCUUGCAUCUUUAUCAGUCAUAUCAGCACAUAGCAUGCAGAUUGGUGUCCUUGCAUCUGCUAGACAUGCUAUCAACACUGGGACCAUGUUCAGUGUCUAUUAUCGGCCUAGGACAAGUCCUUCAGAAUUUAUCGUUUCUUAUGAUCGGUAUAUGGAAUCCAUGAAGAUAGAUUAUUUAGUUGGAACAAAAUUCAGAAUGAAAGUUGAAGGACGAGAUGGUCAAGAAGAACGAUAUGCAGGUGUCAUUAUCAGCGUUGAAGACAGGGAGCCAGCAACAUGGCCUGAUUCAAAAUGGAAGUGUCUCAAGGUGCAAUGGGCUGAAAGGGCUGACAAGGCUACCGGUGUACAACCAGAGAGGGUUUCGCCAUGGGAAAUAAUGCCAUUUUCAGCUGCAACGGGCAGUUCUUCAUCUACAUCACGCCCCAAGAGACAGCGUGCUGCUCAUUUGCCAUCUCGAUCUGAAUCGUCUUCUUCCCAAAGAGAUGGCUCUUUGAUGCUUUCUACCGAGCUUGCUGCUCGACAUGAUGAUGUCUUACAAGGUCAAGAAAAGAUAGCUCGAGGUCUAAGCUUUCAUGUUGACUCUAAUGAAACAGGGAAUGCACAUAUGCGCUUCCAUGAACAGAACCAGAAAGGUACAGAGGGCCCGUCUUGCUCUCGUCAGCAUGAGCUUCACCAAGAAAACAAAGCAUUUAAGCUCUUUGGUGUCAGUAUUCCAGCAAAUUCAGUGUGCUCAAUUUUACCUCAUUCAGCCACUUCUGGUGAAAUUCAGAAACCAUUAACUGAGAAAACAAUGAGUGCAAGUCGUUGUGAAUCCGGGGGUUCUGUAAGUGCCAGUGGGCAAUCGACCUCCACUGACACUAUCGUUACUCGUAGCUGCAUCAAGGUUCACAAAAUGGAAACUGCACUUGGGAGGUCAGUUGACCUUUCGAAGUUUAAUGGCUACAGGGAACUUAUUGACGAGCUUGAUAAGAUGUUCGAGUUUCAUGGAGGUUUGGUGGACAGUAGCAAGGGUUGGAAGGUCAUUUACACCGAUGCUGAAGGAGACAUCAGGAUCGUUGGGGAUUUUUCAUGGUCGGAUUUCCUCUUAUCAGCACGGAAGAUCUACAUUUACCCUGAAGAGGAGGUCGAGAAGUUACAAAGCUCAAGUGCAUAACACCGGAGGCUUCAUGAAGCACUUGGUCUGAAGAGCAUGCUGAGUUGUUGGGGAAGGUUUUAACAGUUCCCCAUCUCUUGUGAAUGUAAAUUGAAGUUUAGGGGCAAAAUUAGGUAGAGGAGUAAAAAAUAACUUGGAAAAUUGAACUUUUUAUUUUCCCUUCCAUUUGUGGAUUCUGAAUCUGGCAUCCUGUUGUUUUCUUGAGACUAUCAUGUUUUAGUUUCUUGGGUUAAUGAGGAGUAACUUGUUUAUAACAAUAUAUAAGAUGGGUCUGUGUUUUGAGUUUCUUGGGUCAAUAAGAUGUAACUUGUUUAUAACGA
Molecule: messenger RNA, 2614 nt
Organism: Asparagus officinalis (garden asparagus)
Lineage: Eukaryota; Viridiplantae; Streptophyta; Magnoliopsida; Asparagales; Asparagaceae
Product: auxin response factor 23-like
Exons: 14
Coding region: 450-2294 (614 amino acids)
Biological process (GO): response to hormone; regulation of DNA-templated transcription
Cellular component (GO): nucleus
Molecular function (GO): protein binding; DNA binding
Source: RefSeq, a predicted model, not a curated record